Messenger RNA from Phymastichus coffea, 5492 nucleotides. It is a transcript of the gene dac, whose product is annotated as dachshund homolog 2. The coding region runs from base 511 to 3057 and encodes 848 amino acids. The record is from RefSeq and is a predicted model, not a curated record. The transcript is spliced from 13 exons. Lineage: Eukaryota; Metazoa; Arthropoda; Insecta; Hymenoptera; Eulophidae.
GCACUGCAGAGAGCAGGCCGGCGCGAUCGCUCGCACGCGCUCACUCAGCACAUCCGCCGCGUUAGCCGCGCUUUCCGUUCGGCCGCCUGCGUGCCGUCUGCGUGCCGUCUGCGUGCCGUCUGCGUCCCGUCCGCGUCCCGUCCGCGUCCCGUCCGCGCGCAACCCCGCUCGAGUGCCGGACGCGCGCGAGGCGGACCCGCCAGUGCGCGAAUGACAGUGUGUACGGCGGCAGUGACUCGGCCCGGCGAGGAGCGCCGGCGACGACGGGACUAUCGCAGAGAGCAGACAGUCGCUGAGGAUGUGCGCGCCGAGACAAUGAGCCGCGAGUGAACUGGCCAGUCGACAGCCUCCGCGAGUACUCCCGUUCUUCUUCAAAGUGUGUCCCCGAAAGCCUCGAAAAUUCACCCUCUCACCAAGCUCUACCCGUGGUUCAGGGCCCAGCAGCAGCAGCAGCAGCAGCAGCUUCACUCGGGAGAGCCGCAGCAGCAGCUACAGCUACAGCGCCAGGCCAUGGAUCACGGAGCGAUGCACGACAGCUCGUCGGAGCACAGCAGCCGCGCGAGUCCCGGCGGCGGCGGCGCGGGCGGCGGCGGCGGCGGCGCGAGCCCCAAGCACCCGAGCAGCUCGCCGCAGACGCACCCGUCGCUGGGCCACCGGCCGACGCCCGGCUCGCCGAGUCGCGGCUCGCCGCCGCAGUCGCUGGCCCUGUCGCCGCCCCCGCUGGGCGGCGGCGGCGCGCCGGCCGGCAUGGUGCCGCGGAUGCCCGGCUUGCCGCCGCCCGGGCUCGGGCUGCUCGGUCAGCUGGGCGGCAUGCUGGGCGCCCACCACGGCUCGCCGCUCGAACUGAUGGCCGCGCACCACGCGGUCAUGCCCCCGCGGAACUACAGCAGUCCGCCGCCCAUAAGCACCAGCGAUCCCACGGCCAACGAGUGCAAGCUCGUCGAGUACCGCGGGCACAAGGUCGCCGCCUUCAUCAUCAGCGGCGACACGAUGCUCUGCUUGCCGCAGGCCUUCGAGCUGUUCCUCAAGCAUCUCGUCGGCGGCCUGCACACCGUCUACACCAAGUUGAAGAGGCUCGACAUCGUGCCGCUGGUCUGCAACGUCGAGCAGGUCCGGAUUCUGCGCGGACUCGGCGCCAUCCAGCCGGGCGUCAACAGAUGCAAGCUGCUCAGCUGCAAGGACUUCGACAUACUCUACAGGGACUGCACCACCGCCAGCUCUAGGCCUGGGAGACCACCGAAGCGCGCCUCCGUCAGCCUGAAUCUCGCCGCUAGUCAUUUGGCCGCGCAAGCCGGCCACCACGCGCACCAGCUCAAGAAGCACCGUCUCGACAAUGGCGAUUACUACGAGAACGGACAUCUUGAAAGGGACCUAAAUCAGCUAGCUUAUCGAUUUGGUUUAGAGGUGCCGCGACUGGAGAAAUCGCCGCUGUUGGCAAACGGCUACAAUCAUCCGCCGACGCAUCUCUCGCACAUGCAGUUCAUGCAGCUCGGCGGCCACCCAGGCGCCGGUCACACGGCCAUACUAUCGCCGGCGAGUCUGCCGCAUCACCUACAGGCCCAGGCACAAGCCCAGGCGAGAGCAGCCGAGCAAGGACUCAAGGUCAACCAUAACAUGUCCAACAUGGAGGCGUUCGCGAGAACUGGUGCGGUGUGGGACAAUUGCCGAGCAGCCUACGAGGACAUCGUGAAACAACUCGAAAGAUUACGAGACGAGCGGGGCGAAAACGAAAGGGCACUUGCGUUGGAUCACAAGCAGAGGGAUCAUAGCUCGCACAAUGGCUCUUCAAAUGGUCACAGUCCAGUAUUGAAUUUGUCAAAGACGGCAGGCAGUGGUAGCGUCGGCGAGCACUCCGGAAGCGAGGCUGGCGCGUCGCAUCAUUCGCAAGACGACGAGGAAGAGAUUAUGGACAAUCUAUCCGAGGAUCUCGAGGACGAUCACGAGAAGGAUGAAGAAAUGUCGGACGUGCCGGAGAACUUGCCGCUGGCGGCGCCCGGACCGGACAGCCCGCAGGCUCUCAACUACUCGCAGAUCGCCUCCGCCGCGGCGGCGGUGGCAGUUUCACAGACGAGCUCCGGCAACGGAGUCGGCGGCGGUGGCGGCGGCGGCGGCGGCGGCGGCGGUGGCAGCAAUGGUACGGGUGGCGCUGUCACCCCGGAUCCGGCCUCGGUCUCCAGUACCGAGACCCUGCUGAGGAAUAUUCAGGGUUUGCUGAAGGUCGCCGCCGACAACGCGCGCCAGCAGGAGAAGCAAAUCAACUACGAGAAAGCCGAACUUCAAAUGGACGUGCUGAGGGAGCGACAGGUCAAGGACAAUCUUGAACGUCAGUUGCAGGACGAACAGAAAAUCCGAGUUGUCUAUCAGAAGCGCUUGAAGAAGGAGCGGCGAGUCAGGAAGCAGAUACAGGACCAGCUGGAUUUGGAGAUGAAGCGACGCACGCAGUUGGAGGAGGCGCUGAAAGCUACGGGAGCUACGCCCGAACAAAUCAGAGCGAUCACAGAAAGUAUAACAGUAGAAGCGUCACGAACGAAUGCCGAUCCAGUAGAAGACUCGCCGCCGCACCCAUCGCAACAAUCAGGCUCGCAGUCAUCGAACUCGACUCCCUCGGCCCAUCAGCAGCAACAACAGCAACAGCAGCAAAAACCACAACAGCAGCGGCAAUCGCAAGAACCAACGAGCGGACAAUACAGAGAAGCGUCGCAAUCCGCUGGUGGUCGUUCGUCGUCAUCUUCAUCGUCGCAGCAGCAGCAGCAGCAGCAGCAACAGCAGCAGCAUCAGCAGCAGCAGCAUUCGCAACAGGCAACGCCGCAGCAGCAGCAGCAGCAGCAGCAACCACAGACGCCUGAAAAACCUGGCUGGGGAUACAGCGGACUCGACCUCAUCGGUAGCCAGGCUUCAGCUUUCUGGCAGAACUAUCAAGAAUCCUUGGCGGAAUUCGAAAUGGAAAGAAAAACGCGUCAGCAUCAAACGACUGAUAGGGACCAGGUCAAGUCUCCACUCCAAGAAUCGCGAGCAGGCUACUACAAGAAUUCAGUCCUCUUUACCAGUGCAACCUAGAAAAGAUCGCGAUCACCCGAGGCGCGAUAAACGCCGCAUCGUUUUUCAUUCAGCUGCCAGCGAGUUGUGCGCAAAAAAUUUAUUGCGUGAUCAAGAAAGAAACGGUUCUCGACGUAAAGGGUGACUAGUGGAGAUUCUGUGUAUAGGAUGACAUAUCAUCGACGUAUGUCUUUGGUCUUACUAAAUUAGAAACAAUGAUGUAAUAAAAGAGAGGGAGAGAGAGAGAGAGAGAGAGAGAGAGAGAGAGAGAGAGAGAGAAACGGCAUUUAUUAGACUGCAUCUUCUUACGUAUACAUAUAUCGCAAGAAUACAAGUGAGAAUCCACGAUACUACGACAAAUUCAUGAGUGUAAGUGGAGAUAUUAUAAAUACGUAUAUAAAUAAAGAAAUCUAGAGGAGUGUGCGAGAGAAGGAUAGACACCGCGAAGGUAUGUAAGGUGUAGAACGUGAGAAAUGUGAGCGUCGAUUGUGCGUGCGCGAGAGCAAAAGCGCGAUAUGAAACAAUACAUUAAACGUGAGAAACCGAAUGAGAGAGCAAGAGAGAGGAAGAGAGAGGGGGCAUCAGAGAGAUAUUUAUAAAGACUGCUGCAUCGAGAGUGUGCGUGUAGGAUAGACGCUGUGUAUUAAUUCACAAAAAAUGUGCAAGGAGCAACAGCAAAAAACACAUUAUUAUCGAUUCAAAUCGACCAUAUCGUCUAUAAAACGGUCGAGGCAAGAAUAGUUAGUCCAUUAUAGCUCGUAAGGCAUAUAAAUAAAUCUACAAGACUCGGCUCGUUCGCUCUUUUCAAUUUCUUCGUUUCGUCUCUAUCUUCUUCAUUGUCAUCUUUCAUAUUAAUAUUAUUAUCGUCUUCAUCGUUAUCAUCAUCAUCAUUAUGUAUUUUUUUGCGAAAAAAAAACAAAAACAAAAACGAGCGAAUAACGAGCGAACGAGACGCGUGAUCGAGAAAUAUAUAAAAUAUGAAAAAAAAAAUGAAGUAUGAAGUAAAUGCGUCCUUGACUCGAGUCAAUGAGCGUCGGAAAAUCAUCUAUCUUCCCGCGAGUCUUAAUGAAGGACGACCGCUACACAAACUUUUAUAUAGAUUAGCGUGUGAUUUUUUAAAGGAAACCGCGAUGGCCGAACUAUAUAAAUUAUAUAUUAUACAUAAACGUAGCGAGAGACAGGAGAAUAUGAGAGAGAAGUCGCGAGCGAAACAAAUGAGUCUUUCCGAUAUAGAGAAUUGAAUUUGCUCGCUCGGGAAAAAAAAUUUUUUUCGCGAAGAAAAUUGUGUAUUAUAUAAGUAAGCUGGGGUAGAUAACGACGGUCACAGGCGAGGAAUGCUGACGAACGGGAGGACGGUCACGAUUUGGAAUUUUCCUAGUGCGUUUUUAAGCUAACGAUCUAUUUAUAAAUAAAUAAAAACAAACAAAAAAUGACAAAAUAAUCGAGUUAUUCACGAAGAGUAAGUUUAAUCUAUUUACGUGUGACACCUAAUGCGCCUGUCAUUCGCCUCGAUCGGCGGCAACUUUUUCCUCAACCGAUUCAAAGUGUGUAUCAUAAUAUAGAUUGAAACAUCCGAUGACUUUUCAAUUCCAAGUUUUAUUUGCGGGUUUCGAUGAUUGUAAUGCACAGAGUUGAGGCGCGGCAGAUUCGCUAACACUUUGACCAAGGAUAAAGCAUCAGGUCGAUCGACGCGAGGCGUCGAAGCUUAAUCUCUAAGAUCCGUGUACAAAGUCUUUUUAGUCGUAAGGAGAUAAGGCAUACUUGUGUUGUAAAGUUCACAUAAUCAUAGCGUAUGUCUACGUAUCGGCUAAGCCCGGCUAGAGCAACAAAAAAAGGUUAUUCAGUAGAAAAACGAAAAUUUAAUCACCGAUAGCUCAUCCGUAUUUGCCAUCGCCAUUUCUCACUCACACAUUCACCACGUACGCGCAUAGACACACCUAAUCUUGUAUUCGCAUAAGCUGAGAAAACGAAACGGUCGAGAACAAUUAUCCAAUCGCAUAACUCCUUUUUUUCUCCACUUUGCAGACACACCGACAGUACAUAAUGCAACUGAUUGUGAGUAAGAACCAGCAAAUCGAGUUCGUCAAAGGCGCGACGCUCGUCCGAGUAUUAUUAAGUCGUCGGUCGCCGGCAAUCGGCAGUCUUCUUUUGCACGAUACAUCAUUCGAGGGCGAGGGCAAUUCGAAUAGAUACGCGUGCCUGCGUGUGUGUGUGCGAUUGAGAAUUUAUAUAGCGAAAAGUCGACGCGAGCUCGUUUUGCUCAAUGUGUAAUUAGUGUGAUGCGAGUGCAAUUUUUUCAAUAUGUAUUAUAAACAUGAGCGUCGAAGACCACGGCGAUUGUCGGCGAGCAAUAAAAACAAAUAAAGAUUUCCUUCUUUCACCAUUUCAACGCCAUCUAGCGUCAAAACGAUCAUCAAAUCUACUCAUGUAAUUCAGCAUAUUACUAUCUAUGAAUA